Molecule: messenger RNA, 336 nt
Organism: Diaporthe batatas
Lineage: Eukaryota; Fungi; Ascomycota; Sordariomycetes; Diaporthales; Diaporthaceae
Exons: 1
Coding region: 1-336 (111 amino acids)
Source: RefSeq, a predicted model, not a curated record
AUGGAACCAAACACCCUCGUCUUCUGGGUGGUGUUCUCCGCCGUCUUCACCAUCUUGGCGGUGGCCUACCUCGUCCUCGACAGGGCGGCGGCGCGGGGGGAGGGGGAUAAGCAGGCGGGAUUCCGGCAGCGGGCGUUCCCCAGGGGCUGGCUGCGCGAGGACGAGCGCCGCGCGUACUGGUCUGGCCAGGACGAGGGCGUCGUCGAUGUAGGCAGCGGCAGCAAGGGCGGACCGUCCGGGUUUGAGGGUGGCGGCAGACCGUGUGGUUUUGAUGGUGGUGGUGGUGGUGACGCGUCGCCGCUUCGGUCUCCGUCGGAAGCCCAUGUGCGGCGUUGA